UAGGGGUGAGAGCAAAGCAAAGACAGCGGUGAGAAAGCUCAGUUGAGGACUUGAAAGAGGCAGAGCACGCAGGGCAGACUUGGAUGGUGAGACUGAGAAGGCCUGGUGACAAUCGAGCUUGAAGACUUAGCUCUUCAUCGGGAGAAGGGAACAGGGCGUUUCGAAAAGACCUCGCGUGUGAAGGACGGACUGGAAAGAUCACUAUCUUCGUGGAGAGUGGUGAAGGGAGCCUGAGGAAAGUGGGUGAUUUCCAGACGCAUUGAGGAGACGAAUUAAGACGGCAAAUGGGCAGCACCCAGGCCCCGGCUUCUAGUGACCUCAGCGGUCACGGGAGAAUAAAAGCAGCCCUGUUGAUGACUGAAAAUGACAAAGCAUCCACCUAACAGACGAGGAAUCAGCUUUGAAGUGGGAGCCCAGUUGGAAGCUCGGGACCGUUUAAAGAACUGGUAUCCAGCUCACAUUGAAGACAUUGACUACGAAGAAGGGAAAGUUCUUAUCCAUUUCAAGCGCUGGAACCAUCGUUACGAUGAGUGGUUUUGCUGGGACAGUCCUUACCUCCGCCCUUUAGAGAAGAUCCAGCUGAGGAAAGAGGGCUUGCACGAGGAGGAUGGUUCUUCUGAAUUUCAAAUAAACGAGCAAGUGCUUGCUUGCUGGUCUGACUGUCGAUUUUAUCCAGCCAAAGUCACUGCUGUGAACAAGGAUGGUACUUACACUGUGAAAUUUUAUGAUGGAGUAGUUCAAACUGUCAAACAUAUUCAUGUCAAAGCUUUUUCCAAAGAUCAGAAUAUUGUGGGUAAUGCUAGGCCUAAAGAAACAGAUCACAAAAGUCUUUCGUCAUCUUCUGAGAAACGAGAGAAAUUUAAAGAACAGAGAAAAGCCUCGGCCAAUGUCAAGAAAGACAAAGCGGAAAAAGCCUUAAAGACAGAAAAGCGACCCAAACAGCCUGACAAAGAAGGAAAGCUGACCUGCUCAGAAAAGGGCAAAGUGUCAGAGAAAAGCCUUCCCAAGAACGAGAAGGAAGACAAGGAGAACAUUUCGGAGAAUGACAGGGAGUACUCUGGGGAUGUCCAGGUGGAAAAGAAGCCUGAAAAUGACCUUGUGAAGAGUCCACAAGAGAACCUGAAGGAACCAAAAAGAAAACGAGGCAGACCCCCUUCCAUAGCUCCUACUGCUGUAGAUUCAAACUCUCAAACUUUGCAACCAAUAACAUUGGAAUUGAGAAGACGGAAAAUAUCAAAAGGAAGUGACAUCCCAUUAAAACGUCCCCGACUUGACAAAAAUUCAUCCCAGGAACAGUCCAAAAACCGCUCUGAAAACAGUGACAAAGACUUGUCCAGGAGACGGUCCUCUAGGCUAUCUACUAAUGGAACCCAUGAGACCCUAGAUUCCGACUCGGUUGUACCUGAUCUGGUUCAUACGGUUGAUACGAAUCCUCUACAAGACAAGGCAUCUAGUGCCAAGGAAUCUGCUGAAGGUCAAUUGAAAUCUCCAUUGGAGGCUGGCCAGGUCUCAUCUGUAUUAACUUGCCAUUCCUUUGGGGAUGGACUGGGGGCUGCAGACUUGGAGUUGAACUGCAAGUCAAUGGGAGAAAACACUAUGAAAACAGAACCACUCUCUCCUCUUGCUGAGGCACAGGAGGUUUCGACUGUUGAAGUUCCAAAUACUUUGAGGAAAACAGAUGACUUUGUGGCAUUGAAUGUGCCAGCUGUGGACCUAGACCACAAGUUUCGAUGCAAGGUUGUGGACUGUUUGAAAUUUUUCCGCAAGGCUAAGCUGCUGCACUAUCAUAUGAAGUAUUUCCAUGGGAUGGAGAAAUCACCAGAGCCAGAGGAGAGUCCGGGGAAGAGGCAUGUGCAAACUCGGGGCUCUGCAGGGCCUGACAAGGCCAGCCAGGAGAACCUGACCAGGAAGCGGGGCUCUGCCAGCUCCCCAACUGCAAAAGAGAAGGAAAAGAAUAAAGAGAAGAAAUUCAAAGAGCUUGUGAGAGUGAAACCAAAGAAGAAAAAGAAAAAGAAAAAGAAAACCAAGCCUGAAUGUCCCUGCAGUGAAGACAUCAGCGACACCUCCCAGGAACCUUCUCCACCCAAAGCAUUUGCUGUCACCAGGUGUGGGUCCUCACAUAAGCCUGGGGUCCAUAUGAGCCCACAACUCCAUGGUUCAGAUAAUGGAAACCAUAAAGGGAAACUGAAAGCAUGUGAGGAGGAUAAUUUGAGUGAGUCCUCUUCUGAGAGCUUUCUUUGGACUGAUGAGGAAUAUGGUCAAGAUGUCGAUGUCACCACCAACCCUGAUGAGGAGCUUGAUGGGGACGACCGCUAUGAUUUUGAGGUGGUUCGUUGCAUCUGUGAAGUCCAGGAGGAAAAUGACUUCAUGAUUCAGUGUGAAGAAUGCCAGUGCUGGCAGCACGGGGUCUGCAUGGGAUUACUGGAAGAAAAUGUGCCCGAGAAAUAUACCUGCUAUGUCUGCCAAGACCCUCCAGGUCAGAGGCCUGGCUUCAAGUACUGGUAUGAUAAGGAGUGGUUGAGCCGGGGACAUAUGCAUGGCCUGGCAUUUCUAGAAGAGAACUACUCCCAUCAGAAUGCCAAGAAGAUUGUGGCCACCCAUCAGCUUCUUGGUGAUGUGCAGAGAGUGAUUGAGGUGCUUCACGGCUUGCAGCUCAAGAUGAGCAUCUUGCAAAGCAGGGAGCAUCCUGAUCUGCAGCUGUGGUGCCAGCCUUGGAAACAGCGCUCUGCGGAUGGGAGAGUGCAUUCCAGACACAUCCACAUCACAGACUCCAGCAGCAAGGAGGAGUCCCCCAGCUAUAGAACUUUGAAUGGGGCGGUGGAGAAGCCGCUACCCCUGCCCCGAUCUGUGGAGGAGUCCUAUAUCACCAGUGAGCACUGCUACCAGAAGCCCCGCACCUAUUACCCUGCUGUGGAGCAGAAGCUGGUAGUAGAAACAAGAGGCUCUGCCCUUGAUGAUACAGUCAACCCCCUCUGUGAGAAUGGUGACGAUCCCCUCUCCCCUCGCCUAGGCUGGAGCAGAGGGGACAGUGAUCCUAAACCCAGCUCCCCAAAGGUGAAGGAGUACAUUUCCAAGAAGGUCCUGCCGGAAGAAGCCCCUGCUCGGAAGCUGCUGGACAGAGGCGGAGAAGGCCUGGUGAGCUCGCAGCACCAGUGGCAGUUUAACCUGCUGACGCAUGUGGAGUCUCUUCAGGAUGAAGUAACACAUCGGAUGGACUCCAUUGAGAAGGAGCUGGAUGUACUAGAGAGCUGGCUGGACUACACUGGGGAACUGGAACCCCCAGAGCCGUUGGCCAGGCUUCCACAGCUCAAGCAUUGCAUCAAGCAGCUUCUGACUGACCUGGGCAAGGUGCAGCAGAUUGCCCUCUGCUGCUCGACAUGAAAUUGGGCACCCAAGACAAUUGGAGCACAAUCCUGGCCAUCUACCAGGGGAGCUUCGCAUAUUUAAGUAAAUAAACUUAGCAUGCUGAAUGCACGUGGCACUGACUGACUUCAGGGAUUUGGCCAGGAGUGUGAUGGACACUGGGACAGAGACCAUUUUGAGUGCUGGAGGACAGGAGGACAGGGCACUCUUGAUCUGGAAGCCGACCACGAAGGCAGUGCAGUCUUAGCACCCCUUUCUGUGCACAUUGUUGAACGAAGCAAGUCUUUGCACAUCUUCCUUGGAAUCGUGCCACUGAUGAUAAAUGGAGUGAGAGCCAAAAAAAAAAAAAAAAAAAUCUAGUUGGAAACAGUUGUAAAUGCAAUUCACGGUUUAUUUAAUUGACUUUUGUGUCAGGUUGAGGCAUGUGCCAACCCCUCUGGUUUCUCUGCCUGGCAUGGUGUAUGGGCAGCAGGCAGGCACUGUUUUCAUCCUUCAGCCUCACUGGAAUGUUGGGACCUCACUGUGCUGCAGUUUGGAAAGGAGGAGCAGGGGCCUUGACAGCACUGCUUCCUAAGACUUUAUUUUCUUGCCACGGCGUUGCAGGAUUUCACGGUACAGGGGACAAGGUUUUAUGUUUAUUACCCGAGAGUCAGCUGGGCCAUGGCUAUGGCAGUGAAGCCAAAACGUCUGAAGGAAGAGGUAGAAUCUUGUUGCAAUGAGAAUUGACAAGGAAUUCCAGAAGGAAGCAGGCAGGAUCUGGAACCCAAAGGACAGCAUUUUCUAUACUUACUAAUUUCAAUCUUCCCACUUUUAUUUAAAGUUAAAAAAAUGUUGCCCAAGAUUUUGAACUUUUACUGUAAAGAUUUGUUACAAAGAAUGUGGGAAUUACCUUAUUUUCUAUUGCCAUCUUGAGAUUCUGUGUGCCACUUUCCUCCUGAAGGCCAGCGUGGCUGCCGGCAUCUGCAGGGUUGCUGAUGCACUCAACACUUUCAGUGUCCUGUUUGUAUUACUUGUGAAAUCAAGGUGAUUAUGCUGCUUAAGGUCCAGGUACAACCAGUUUGUACCUUAAGAAAGAAUAUUUGUGUUAUUUUGCAGGUCUGGUUCCAUGUGUAAUUGCUGUAUUGUUUUGUUUUACCUUAUUAGACAAUGCUUAAAAGGUUCCAUGCUUUGAGGACUUCAUUUUACCAGUUUUUGCAUCACUAAAGGCAAAUAUCAAAAGUACAUUAUCCAUCAACACCCACAGGUUCAUGAGUUUUGGAAUCUGUAACGUUUUAGGUUGCAAAUACUUACUAUAUAAACAUCAAGGAGCCAAUGUCAGUAGCUAGUAACAGCAGCAUCUCCCUGCCUUGGGAAUGAGUAAGCUUCAGGCACAACAGGUCAUUGAGGCCUGUGAAUUCAGGCCUGUGUACAGAGAAGUUUCAGGAAAUGAGUGCCCUGUCUAGUGACUUGUUCACCAUCUGCUCUAAAAUGAGCUGCAGGGCAAGCAUGAGUUGACCUGGCACAGCUUAAGGAGUGUGUGACACAUAAAGAGUGUGUAACAUAGUUCCUUACAAAAGGCUGCUUCCCGCUGCAAGCACUGAUGUUUCUGUUGGGGGAAGAAAUGCUCCAUGUGACAUUGAUGUUCUGGGUGAUUUAUUAGAUGGCUGCAUCUUGAGAACUGGAUGGUGAUUGUCUGAAAGGGGAAGAGCCAAGAUAACUAUCUAUUGCGACAACUGUAUGAGGUAUGAUGAUUGUUAUAUUAGGUACAGGUACUGAUUUGGGGGCCAGAAAGAUGGCUCAGUGAGCAAAGGUGUUUACUACCAAGCCUGCUGACCUGAGUCCGAUCCCCAGUACCCUCACAGUAGAGAGAAUUUGAUACCUUGAAGUUGCCCUCUGACACACACCCACACGCUAAACAAAUGUAAUAAAGGUUUUUUAAUUGAGGUGUUUUCUUCUCUGUACUACCCUAGUAAAUUCCAUCGGGAACUAAAUCUGAAGGCAGCCCAUUGUGUCUUGUUCAAACAUGGAAGCAGAAGCUGGUGGUCCUGAUUCUGCGAUGUGGUCAUUGCUGUGUUUAUCAUUUAGGUUUGAAGGAAAUGAUCUGGUUUCAUUGUGACUUUUGUUCUUAGGGAAGCAAAGCAGACUCCCCGUGUUCUAAUAACCGCAGUUCUUCCCUAAAUUAAAGCCAUGUUGAGGAGCUCCACUCCCAGUUCCUGGGUCAAAGUGAACUAACCCUAAGUUGGAGCACUAGAAUCUGUUACUUGCAAACAAUGCAGAUACCAUUUAGGAAGACGUGCAUGAAGUUCUGUCUGUUUAGAAAGCUGUCCACCUAUACAAAGUUGCCUUGACACAACAGUUCUGGUUUGAUAGUUAUUUAAGUAUGUAUGCAAGGUGGAUCCUGGCUGAGCCAACAUUGCACUGUGGAUACGUACUGUGUUUACACACUAUUAGACAGAAGGCACUGUACAUAGGAGUGUUGCUCUCAAGCAAUAUUUGCAAAACAUGCAAACUUCUGUAUCUGGAAAAAAUAAAACAGGUUCUUGUUGUUA
Molecule: messenger RNA, 5891 nt
Organism: Arvicola amphibius (Eurasian water vole)
Lineage: Eukaryota; Metazoa; Chordata; Mammalia; Rodentia; Cricetidae
Gene: Phf20
Product: PHD finger protein 20
Exons: 18
Coding region: 364-3381 (1005 amino acids)
Biological process (GO): regulation of transcription by RNA polymerase II
Cellular component (GO): MLL1 complex; NSL complex
Source: RefSeq, a predicted model, not a curated record